Molecule: messenger RNA, 2935 nt
Organism: Doryrhamphus excisus (bluestripe pipefish)
Lineage: Eukaryota; Metazoa; Chordata; Actinopteri; Syngnathiformes; Syngnathidae
Gene: plod1a
Product: procollagen-lysine, 2-oxoglutarate 5-dioxygenase 1a
Biological process (GO): peptidyl-lysine hydroxylation
Cellular component (GO): endoplasmic reticulum
Molecular function (GO): procollagen-lysine 5-dioxygenase activity; iron ion binding; L-ascorbic acid binding
Source: RefSeq, a predicted model, not a curated record
CUGCGUGUAGAAGCUCACGUUCACCCAACAGCUGGGAUUCCACUUUUAUAUUUACAUUAUACAUUUGCACUCGCCUCGUAAAUCACUGCGUGUUUAUUUAUCACGACUGUGUAAAAUCCCAGUCACCUCGGUGAGUCUUGAAUCCAUGGCUUUUUGUUUGUUCACAAACAUUUGAAAGCGUUUGGGAGAGAAAGGGUGAGAGAGGGAGAGAGAGAGAGAGAGAGGUGGUUGCGUUUGAGGCCACUCGACCUUUACAUUCACGAGCCAGUCUGCGGAGGAAGUUCCAGGAUUCCACACUCCAACCAUCCCGUUAAACGGAUAUUACAAGUUCCCAAGAUGAAACUUUGGCUCUGGUUGCUGCUCCCGGUCCUUGUUAUCUGUACGCUCCUUCCACUGAGCGACUGUGACGAGCAACACCUCAAAGAAGACAAACUUUUGGUUGUGACAGUAGCAACUAAGGAGACCGAUGGCUUCAGGCGUUUCUUGAGAUCAGCCAAACACUUUAAUUACACUGUCAAGGUUCUAGGUCGGGGUCAGAAAUGGAAAGGGGGCGACUACUUGUCAACCCCUGGGGGAGGACAAAAAUUACGAAUUUUAAAAGACGCACUGGAAGACAUGAAGGAUGAGGAUAAACUUAUUCUUUUUAUUGACAGCUAUGAUGUGAUUUUCGCCUCAAGUCCCAAAGAACUGAUAAAGAAGUUUGUGCAGGCCAAACACAAGGUGGUUUUCUCGUCUGAGAGCUUGAUUUGGCCUGACAGACACUUGGAGGAUAAGCAUCCACAUGUCCGUGAGGGCAACAGGUUCCUCGGCUCAGGAGGCUUCAUUGGCUACCUGCCCAACAUCAAGGAAAUGGUUGCUGACUGGGCGGGAGCAGACAACGACAGCGAUCAGCUCUUUUUUACCAAGAUUUAUAUCAAUCCAGAUAAAAGAAAAUCUAUAAAUAUCACACUGGACAGCAAAUGCAGAUUGUUUCAGAACCUUCAUGGAGCCUUAGAUGAGGUGGUGUUAAAAUUUGAGGAUGGGCACGUGCGAGCCAGAAAUUUGCUGUAUGAUACUCUACCUGUCAUCAUCCACGGGAAUGGACCGACCAAGCUUCAGAUUAACUACCUCGGUAACUACAUACCAAACACGUGGACAUUUGAGACUGGCUGCACCGUGUGCCACGAGGAUCUACGCCCACUUGCAUCUCUAAAGGAAGAUGAAUAUCCUCUGGUGGUGAUUGGCGUCUUCAUUCAGCAGCCCACCCCUUUUGUCGCUGUGUUUUUUGAACGCCUAGUGAAGCUCCAGUAUCCCAAGAAUAGACUCCAACUCUUUGUUUUCAACAAGGAACUUCACCAUGAGCGUGAGGUUAGUUCCUUCCUCCAGGAUUAUGGAAAUCUUUACCUGGAUGUCAAGUUCAUUGGGCCUGAAGAAGGGUUGGAUGGAGCAACUGCACGCAACAUGGGCUUGGAUAUGUGCAGGAAGCAGGCAAACUGUGACUAUUUCUUCAACUUGGACGUUGAAGUUGUUUUGAAGAAUGAGAACACUCUUAAAACUCUAAUUGAACAAAACCUUCCUAUUGUGGCACCGAUGUUGACCCGUAGUGGCCGACUGUGGAGCAACUUCUGGGGAGCCCUCAGCGCAGAUGGUUACUAUGCCAGGUCUGAGGACUACGUGGACAUCGUUCAGGGACACAGGACGGGGAUAUGGAAUGUCCCAUAUAUAACCAGUGUGUACCUGAUGAAGGCCGACCUCCUCCGCUCAGAGCUCUCAGACAGCGAUCUAUUUCACUCACAGUCCUUGGACUCUGACAUGGCUUUCUGUCAACACGUUAGAAAUAAGGGUGUUUUCAUGUAUGUAACCAACAUGCAAACGUUUGGACGGAUCCUAUCAACGGAAAACUACCAGACCAGUCAUCUGCAUAAUGAUCUGUGGCAGAUGCUUGAAAAUCCCGAGGAUUGGCAGGAGCGCUACAUUCAUGAGAACUACACUCGCAUCAUGAAAGAUAAACUCAUUUUAACUCCUUGCCCUGAUGUAUACUGGUUUCCAAUUUUCUCCGAUGUCGCUUGCAACCACCUGGUUGAAGAAAUGGAAAACUUUGGGAAGUGGUCAGGAGGCGGUAAUGUGGACACGAGAAUUCAAGGUGGCUAUGAGAAUGUCCCCACCAUCGACAUUCACAUGAAUCAGAUCAACUUUGACAAGGAAUGGCAACAGUUUUUACUGGAGUACAUUGCGCCAAUAACAGAGAAAAUGUAUCCUGGUUACUACACCAAGUGUUCUACCCCCUUGAACUUUGUGGUGAGGUACAAACCGGACGAGCAACCCCUGCUCGAGCCUCACCAUGAUGCCUCCACAUUCACUAUAAACAUUGCUCUCAACAGCAAAGAAGUUGACUACCAGGGUGGUGGAUGCCGGUUCCUUCGCUAUGACUGCGCCAUCGAUGCCCCACGUAAAGGCUGGGCCCUCAUGCACCCGGGGCGCCUCACCCACUACCACGAAGGUUUGCCCACCACAGCCGGUGUCCGCUAUAUUGCAGUGUCAUUUGUGGACCCCUGAACGAGCACACGCGUCACCCAAGGACACAUACACACUGGCUGUAUAUUUAAAAUAGAUAAGUCACACUGAGUGUUGACUGCCGCUUCACUUGUUUUAAUGUGACAUAUAUAUUCUGUCCAACAAUGAGUGGACAGACCUACAAAAAAAGGGAACUGGUGCCAGUAAAUUGUUUCAAAAAGGUCAACUUCAAAUGUACUGUCAAAAAUUUGCAUAUUUAUUUUUUCAUAUAGUGUGAAUGAUGCUACCGAAAAGCCUAGUAUUUUGUGCCCGUAGCUGGUAGUAUGCGGGGUAUGCCUCAAACCCUGGUUGGUACGAAACAUUUACUACUCCAGUUCGUGUAAAAACAGGUCAGCUCAAUAAAUACCUUUACUGUCAACGCUGAUUUUAUUGUCCUUUCAUU